GAAGGGAGAGGGAGAGGGAGAGUGCGCGCGCGUGGAUUGCACCAUCGCACCCCUUUUCCUGAACACUUAAACCAGCCAUGCUUUAAAACCACUGUAUUUAUUUGUAUCAUAUGUCUCGAUGUAUGUCUACUUAGGUAUAUUCAUAUUUUGCACCGCAUUGUGAAAAUAAACGUUCAGAUUGGUUAUUUUUAAGAAGAUACAGUGACAUCAAGAAUGGCAUUGGUAAUGGAACCUAUAAGUAAAUGGACACCCAAGCAAGUCCUGGAUUGGAUGAAAGGUCUGGAUGACUGCUUGCAGCAGUACAUUAAGAACUUUGAGAGGGAGAAGAUAAACGGAGAGCAGCUCCUGCACAUCACCCACCAGGAGCUGGAGGAGCUCGGUGUCACUCGCAUUGGGCACCAGGAGCUCAUCCUCGAGGCUGUGGACCUACUGUGUGCCUUGAACUACGGGCUGGAGACGGAGAACCUGCGCACGCUGUCACACAAGCUCAACGCCUCGGCCAAGAACCUGCAGAACUUCAUCACGGGCCGGCGCCGCGGCGGUCACUACGACGGGCGCGCCUCCCGCCGCCUGCCCAACGACUUCCUCACCUCCGUGGUGGACCUCAUCGGGGCGGCCAAGAACCUGCUGGCCUGGCUGGACAGAUCUCCAUUCGUCAGUGUGACCGAGUACUCACUGCUAAAAAACAACAUCGUCCAACUGUGCCUAGAGUUAACCACCAUAGUGCAACAGGACUGCACUGUGUACGAGACAGAAAACAAGAUCCUCCACGUGUGUAAAACCUUGUCUGGAAUCUGUGACCACAUCAUCUCACUCUCUUCUGACUCCCUGGUCUCACAGUCUGCCCACCUGGAGGUGGUUCACCUGACUAACAUCAUGCCAAGCGAGGGUCUGGGGAUGUACAUCAAGUCCACCUAUGACGGCCUCCACGUCAUCACAGGGACAACAGAGAACUCUCCUGCCGACCAGUGCAAGAAGAUUCAUGCCGGGGACGAAGUCAUCCAGGUCAACCACCAGACUGUGGUUGGCUGGCAGCUGAAGAACCUUGUCAAUGCUCUGCGGGAAGACCCAAAUGGAGUCAUCCUCACUUUGAAGAAGAGGCCGCAAAACACCCUGACCUCAGCCCCUGCCCUCCUCAAGAAUGUGCGCUGGAAACCCCUUGCCCUUCAGCCCAUCUCCACCAGUCCCACCAGUAACUCGACCACCCCGACCGGCACCAUGGGCAUCACCUCCAAGAUGGACGGCUCCAGCAUGCACGAUGUCUUCAUCCUGUCUCCCGUGUCCGGCCUCUAUGGGCCCAGGGAUGAGAUGGGCGUCAUGUCCUCCGAUGACCUCAGCAAGUACAGCAUGGGCAAGGCAGGCAUGAAGGGCUCGGAGUCUCCCAGCUACUACCUCGACCACGAGAGCGGGAAAUACUUCACCCUGGUGGAGGGCGAGGGCGUGCCCCUGGGGCAGGAGUACGACAGGGGCCGCUCCACGGGCCUGCGGAGGCGGGACAGGACCCCGACUCACGGUGACCUCAGGCCAGUUUCCAUGCCGACGGAGUACAACUGGAUGGUGGAGACAAAGGAGCCCAAUAUGUACAAAAGGGGCAGCAGAGACUCGGACAACUCCCUCCUGCACUACCUGAGCGACGACAAGAUCCUGGUGAUCCAGGAGGAGCCGGAGGCGUCGCGGGAGAGCAAGCGGGACACGAGCCGGCGGUCCCGAAAGAAGGGCAAGAACCCCAGCAGCCCCAGCUAUCCCAUCAGCCCCUCCCUGCUGUCCCCUCCCGUCGGGCUGGACUCAGGACCCCCCGAGGGGCUGCCCUUCCCGCUGCCCGAGAGCAACACCGUGCCUCUCUACCACAGAGCCGGAGACACAUUGAGGGCAGAGACUGACAGGUAUGCUAGUUCUGGCAUUGAGAGACAAGGAGGCUCAUCCAUGAGGAAGUCAUUUCACUACGCCUCUUUACGGACGAAAACCAAGAAGAGACCCAAAGGCUCUCUCACCAGCGCCAGCCGACGGCGGAUCUCCUGCAAGGACCUGGGGCAUGGCGACUGCGAGGGCUGGCUGUGGAAGAAGAAGGACGCCAAGGGCUACUUCACCCAGAAGUGGAAGAAGUACUGGUUCAUCCUGAAGGACUCCUCGCUUUACUGGUACACCAACCAGAAUGAUGAAAAAGCUGAAGGGUUCAUCAGUCUUCCUGAGUUCAGGAUAGACAGAGCGAUUGAAUGCAGACGGAAAUUUGCCUUCAAAGCCUGCCAUCCCAAAAUCAAGAGUUUCUUCUUUGCCACGGACUGUAUGGAGGAGAUGAACAGAUGGAUGAACCGGCUCGGGCUGGCCGCCAUUGGGUACACGCCGGACGACAAGGUGCCGCGCCCUGACGAAGAUUACUGGAGCGAGAGUGACCAGGACGAAACAGAAGGCUCGAUGACUCUCAAGCAGGAGGGCCCGUCCCCGCUUUGCGACAGCUACCACCGCACCCCCUCUGUGAACUCCUCCAGCCCUUUCCCCGAGCCCAAGCACGGGCGCCACUUCUCCAGCGAGUCCACGUACUCCCACUCGUCGGCGGAGGACUCGCGGCCGGACGCCCCGGGCAGCACCCACUCCUCGGGCUGCCGCUCCACGCACCGCGAGCGCCGCUCCUGGCAGGACCUGAUCGAGACGCCGCUCACCAGCUCCGGCCUCCACUUCCUGCAGACCGUCCCGGCCGACGCCGAGGGCGAGGGCGACGCCGGGGGCGGCGGUGGCGGCGGCGGCGGCGGCGGCUGCUACGGGGGCACGAUGGGGGGCGGCGGCUGUCCCGCCACGUCGCCGGAGCGCCGGUGGCAGGCCACGCUGCCGGCCCAGCGGCGGUACCGGCCCAACCGCGACGGGCCUUUCCCCCUGGUGGGGAGCGAGGAGCGCGGGGCGCAGGGUCACUGCCGGGCCGCCCACAAGCAGCGCAGCCAGAGCCUGCCGCGGAACCGCGAGGCCCGGGGCGCCAAGGCGGGCCUCGGCUCGGCCCGGCCCUCGGACGAGAAGAGCGAGGACGACGAGGUGCCUUUCCACACACACAACAGCACUGGCAAAGAAGAGUAUCCGUGUGAGGAGCAUGAGGUCACGGACGGGCUCCAGCAGCUUUACCGCUCGCUGGAGCAGGCCAGCCUGUCGGCGUUCGGUGAGCAACGCCCCUCCACCAAGCAGGAGUUUCGCCGAUCCUUCGUCAAGCGCUGCAACGACCCCGUCGUCAACGACAAGCUGCACCGCGUCCGCGCUCUACGGAGCACGCUCAAGGCCAAAGAGGGAGACCUGGCCAUCUUAACCCAAGUGCUGGAUGACCCUGCCCUGACCUCCAAGAAAUUCCGUGAGUGGAAGCAGCACCAUCAAGAGCUGUUCCUCGACAUCUGUGAGUUCAGCUCAGGCCCCAGGGACUCCCACAACGGGGCAGCUGAGCUCUCACCGCUGGCCACGCCCCUCCUGACCCACACCCACUCCUUCAUUGAGACACACGUGUGAGACACAGGGAGGGGAAGGGGGGGCCUAACCUCCUCCUCCUUUACCCCUCUGCCUUCCCUCGCACCCCCUCCCCGCACCAAACCAACUGACCAACCAACCACUGUAAUAUGUGUAAAUAUUGUACUGAGGACAGACGGAAGAAGAGAGUCGUGGUGUAAAUACUGUGGAUUAAAUCAAGGAAAGCCCCACAGGGUGCCCUCUGCAUGCCUGACAGAAAGUAUUAUCCUUCCUUUAUCUUCUGAACUGACAAACAAAACAGAUAAACAAAAGCUAAAGAACAAAAGAGAACUUUUCUGGCUUUUGCUGUUGCAGAGCAUUUUUUCCUCUUUAUUUUCCUUUUUUCCUGGUCCUGCUGAUAGCAGAGGGAGAACUGUAGCAGCAAUAUGAAGGAGGAUCAUUUCCACCACAACACUGUAUACUUCUGUACCCAGUUUCACAACCACAGCUCUCAAAUACCACAGAUUUUUUAUAAACAUUUAUAUUUAUACUAUUAUACUAAUACUGUUAUUUGUUUUUAAAUGCAAGCUUGUGUAAACAUGGAGGAAAAUUUGGCUUAUGGAACAGAGUGCAAAAUUAAGAUUUUCAAAGGGUCUCUACCAACUUCAGAUUUGGGGAUUCAUUUUUAUGACCACAGGUCUUAUCAGACGGUUGUCUAGAAGUUGCAUGAGAGUAACCGUGCAUCCAUGGGAGUGCGUAAUAUGCAGGGAGAAAAGUGUUUAAAAGUGUUUGUCUAGAAGCAGGCCACUCUUUAAAACUGUGAACUAUCCUUGUGAAUGCAAUCUUACGAUUCUGUCUAUGCAGAAUCAACUUUUUACAAAUCAACAUAUAAAAGGACUAAACGAAAAAAAAAGAAAAAAAAAACGGAAACAUUGCUUUGCGCUUGAAUGAUUACUGGUUGCUUUGUCUGUGCUGUUAGCUGCUGUUGGUGAACUCAGGUCUUUGGUUCAAUUCAGAAAUGGCUUCUGUGGGUGGAACUCAGGUCCUUGGUUCAAUUCCAGAAUUUCUUGUCCUAAUUCACCAUUUCUGAAUUGGCUUCAAAUCCCUGUCACUUAGCAUACAAGUGCCCCUUAUAACAGAUUAAAAACAUGUUACAACAUGACAUUAAAUUAUAAGGAAUACAUUUUCAUAUAUGUCAGUAUACAGUAUGUCAUUGAAUAAAUUCUGUUUAUAUUAAUGCUGAAACAUUUUUUUCUGUAACUGUGCAUAUAUUGUAACAUGUUUUGCAGUCUAUGACAAUUUCUGUAUAUGAACACAAUUACCUAAAUAAAUGUAACAGUUUAUAUAUAUAUAUAUGUAUAUAUAUAUAUAUAUAUAUAUAUAUAUAUAUAUAUAUCACAACAUCUUCCGGCAUAUCACAUAUAUGUUUAGGCAUAUAUGGAGACAUAUAAUUAUUUCACUCUAUAUAAGCCUUCCUAAAAGGGUUAACAUUUGACUAUUGACUUUACUAGUCUGUGUUGUAGACUAGUGGACUAGUGGAUAUUGACUGGUCCGGUGUAUUUGUGUGUGUGUGGGGGGGGGGGGGGGGGGGAGAGUUAGUUAGUGAGAGAGAGAGAGAGAGAGUCUUAGAUAAAAAGCAGGUUUGCUGCACGAAAGUAAAUUAGUCCUGUCCAUUUCAAUUAGCCCUGUCAAAGUCAGAGAAAGUGAAUGUGCUUCUGUGCAGCUGUAGUGUAUAUGGGUAUGUGCCAUAGAAAUCUAUGAUACAGUAUAUGCUCUGUGGUAUACACACACACACAUGCAUGUGAUCCAGACCAAGAGCCUUUUUUCAUAAACCCAUGUACCCACAGUCUCAUACAUUUACAAUACAGAACACCACUGUAUGCAAGCGUCUCCCACUGGCCUUGCAAUAGGGGAGUUCCAUUCACAAACAUAUGCUCCAUGCUUUCUCCAACAUAUGCUCUAUGAUACUGUGUAACUGCACAUAUAUUAGUCCAGGUAGGAUUUAAUAUUUGUAUAUCCAUAUUCAGUGAUACGCAUAUGUUUUCACAAUAUAGUUUUUUGUUUUUUCUUUCAAAUAUGUGUUUUACUUGUAUAUUUUUUGUAUAUAUUUCUUCUGUAGUAAAGACCAAGGGGUUGAUAUUGAUAGAUCGGUUUGUCCCUCCACUGAAUCUUACUGAAAAAUGACAGAUGUUUGUAGUCCUCUCUGCCCCUCUAUUUAGACCAUAUACAAACUGUUCCACAGAAUGUCUGAUGUUAUGGUAGACUGAAGAAGUGUAAUAUUGUAGCUCUUUUAAGCCGUAAGGGAAAGUAUGCAUAAAUAUAACUGCUGCUGAAAAAUCGUGCUUUUUCUGAUGAAAGAACUGUUAUUGUAAAGGAGGAAAUAAGACUUAUCUGUAAAAAAAAAAGAAAAAGAUACUGUGUUUAAGAAUAACAGAUGCAUUUAUUUUUGAACUGUUGAAUGAUUGGCUUUCUUAUGCCACAAGGUUAUGCCAUGCUCAGAAAAACAGGAAGUGGGGAAAUAGAGAUUCAAACAAUCAUAAAUGAUAUAAAACCUCCUGACUGGUAAACUCAAUAUACCAAGAGCCUCUUUGGUGUAAUUCCUGUUCCACAUUCAGUCUCAGUGUGCUUCAUCCUUAACUCUGAGUGUCAAGCAUAAGCAAAUUUUACUUUUUGACACUUCUACAAAAA
Messenger RNA from Anguilla anguilla (European eel), 6105 nucleotides. RefSeq names its product connector enhancer of kinase suppressor of ras 2. The transcript is spliced from 24 exons. Bases 214 to 3480 code for a protein of 1088 amino acids. The record is from RefSeq and is a predicted model, not a curated record. Gene Ontology annotation, cellular component: membrane; cytoplasm. Gene Ontology annotation, molecular function: protein binding. Lineage: Eukaryota; Metazoa; Chordata; Actinopteri; Anguilliformes; Anguillidae. Gene Ontology annotation, biological process: regulation of signal transduction.